This is a messenger RNA of Schistosoma mattheei, 1817 nucleotides long. The record is from the annotation of a GenBank genome assembly. NCBI's taxonomy places the organism in Eukaryota, Metazoa, Platyhelminthes, Trematoda, Strigeidida, Schistosomatidae.
AUGGCGAAAGGUCGUCUUUCUGGCUCUGACUCGUCGGAUAGUGAUGACGAAGUGAAGUGGCUACAAUCACGUCACAAGCACAGGAAGACCUCGGUUCCAAGCGAUGAGACAACACGUGAUUCAAAGUCAGGUGGAAUUGAGGAGGGUGAAGUAUCUAGUGAUGACCUCGAUGAAGACGAAGAUGAUGGCCUGGAUGACAACUUAAUCGGUGGGAAGAUGAUAAGCGUCGACAGCGAUGAGGCAGAAAAUAGUGAUUCAAGUGGUCUUGGGCCAAAAGGCCUUAGACAACGUAAGAUUGCCCUGGAGAAAAAGAAGGUGGCUCACAGGGAUAAAUUUCAGGAACUCAUCGAGCGUCGCAAACAACAGGCUGCUAAAAAGCGUCGAACUCAUACAUCAGACGAAGUGGAUAUAUCCGCCCAAAAUAGUUCUGGGAGUUCGUCAGAUAGUGAUGAUAAUAGUCCAAAGCCACGUGGCAAAAUUCAGGAGAAACAUCAGUCCAUGUCUCAGCGUGUCUUUUCCUCAGAAGCAUCAGACUCUUCUGAUUCAAGUCGACCUGGUUCGCGUCCUGUAGCUCGACGUUCAAGUUUUUCCAGUUUGUCAGGUUCACAGCGAUCUGGUUCUUCAAGUGAAGAUGACGCUAGAGGCAGAAGUCGUUCACCUGAAGAGGAACUAUGGGUUCACAUGCCGUUUUUCGAUAACUUGAUAAAAGGAUGUUUUGUACGUAUCAACAUAGGAUUACAUCAAGGUGUGCCGAUUUAUCGUUGUGCUGAAAUUGUGGAUGUCGUGGAAACUCCUAAAAUAUACGAUCUUGGUGACACUCGAACUAAUAAAGGAAUUGUAGUCCGUGUUGGAAAAGACCAAAGUACAUUUCGUUUGGCGUUCAUUUCAAACUCUGAUUUUCAGCAAGAUGAAUUCGACAGCUGGAUGCGGCGAAUACAUCUUGCGAACAUGAAACCUCCGACUUUGAAUUUUGUCCGAGAUAAAGCUGCUGAAAUUACUGAAGCAAUAAAUCGUCCUAUUCGAGAUGAACGCGUGGUUGAACAGAUCAUACAAUCCAAACGUCGUUUUCAGAAGGCUCCAACAAAUUUUGCUUUACGCAAAGCGGAAUUGAUCAAACAACGAGAGCAAGCAGAAACAGAUGGAGAUACAGAAUUAUUGAAACAUUUAGAUAGUGAAAUAGAAGAAAUUGAAUCUCAAGCUGAACGAAUUGAGAGACGUCGAACUUUAGGUUUUAAAUCAAUUACAUCUAUAAAUCAACGUAAUCGUGCACUUAGUGUACAACAAGCUGAAGAAGCUAUUCGCAAAGAAAGUGAAGAAGCAUUGAAUUCCAAGGAAGAAGAUCCAUUUACGCGUGUUCAUUCUCAACCGGUAAUUGUCACAAAGAAAUAUUUGGAAAAACUUACGUCAUAAAAGAGUAAGAAUUGUAUGAAUUAAGUUUUUUGGGUGCUAAUGUUUUAAUAUCGAAGCUAUCCUAGAUCUGUUCAUAUGUUUUUUUUAAAGAAAAUUUCUGUCAGUACAGCGCAUUUCAUCUAACAUUGUGUCUAAUUUAGUACGUUAUUCAUCUAACAAUUACAUUCUCUUAUCUCUUAAUUGUUCGAUUCAUGAAUAAACUAUUAUGCAAUCAAGCAACAGAAUAUUAAUGGUUUUCAUUUGUUGAAAAAGAGUAACAUGUAUGGUUUUUGUGUAACAUUUAAAGGAAGAAUUAUUUUCAAAUAGUGAAAAGAAUUUGGUAACCUUUUUCCAUGGUUUAUCUAUGUGUAUUAAAUUAUGGAAAUAGUUUUAAGGAAACUAAAAUGUAUUUUAUUAUUCAAUUAUUU